AUGGAAGCAGCGACAAUUCGCGAACAUCGGCAGGGUACGAGUGGCAGCAUCUCUUCUGCUGCCAGUAGCUCCUCUCACAACUUGCUCGCCAAUCCGUUCGAAUUACGCCACGGCCGACGAUACCUACGCGAUGUACCUUACCCUCUGCCCUGCGACCUCUCAGAAAUACAACGCCAGUCGCUACGAACACUGCUCGGCGUCACAGUCCUCGGCAAACCAUCAUGCGUACCGAACGUUGAGAAAGAUGUACCGAAAAGAGUUUUGGAAUUAGGUUGCGGAAGUGCUUUCUGGACGGGUAGCUGCCACGAGUGGUUCACAAGCCUAGGAUAUCCCAACGUUGAGUUCGUAGGACUGGACUUUGCGCCGCUGGCACCGGAUCUUCGACGACAGGGCGUGAAUUGGAAAUUCAUACAGCACGAUUUCAGGCGCUACCCUUGGCCAUUUGAGAAUGGUCACUUCGACUAUGUCAUGAUGAAAGAUUUGUCUCUGGCGGUACAAAUGGGCUUUGAGACACAACGAUUCAUGGACGAAGUACUGCGUAUCCUGGCUCCGAAAGGCACACUUGAGAUCUGGGAAUCAGACCAUGUAUUGCGAUGUUUGCUACCACAACCAACGCCGCCCAAAGGCAUGACAGCAGAAGAAGAAAAGACGUGUCGAGACACAAAAACCUAUCUCAUUUCCACAGGCACGCCUUUUGCUCCUGCGCAAAACAGAUACAUAGCAGACUCGAAUACCUGGAUUCAUACCGCUUUGGACAAGCUCAACCUGCCAUCUCAACCCUGUACCCGCAUGGCCGAAAUUAUGUUCCAAGAAACCUCGCUCGUGGACGUGACUUCCCGCCGUAUCGCCAUCCCGCUAGGCCAGAUGCGCUGGGAAAAAGACUCGGAGGGAAAGCUGAUCCGCUCAGGCAGCAGCGGCAAUCUAUUUGGCACCAUCUCGCCAAAAGCAAGCAAAUCAAAAGCCAGCGGUGAGACAAUGCUCACAAAUGACCAAGCAGCCGCUCGCUCCACAGCCAUGCUCAUCGUGAUCCAAAAGAUCGAAUCAUUAGAACCAUUGCUUAGAGAAGCCAGUGGCAAGAACUCUGAAGAAUGGACGAGAUGGUGGGCUGGUAUGAUGGCUUCACUGCUCGAUCAAGAGAACAAUGGAGGUGGCAGCGAGGUGUUGGAGAUUGGAGCUUGGUGGGCUACCAAGUGCGAGGAAAGUGCUUGA
Messenger RNA from Aureobasidium melanogenum CBS 110374, 1209 nucleotides. RefSeq lists its product as uncharacterized. The transcript has a single exon. NCBI's taxonomy places the organism in Eukaryota, Fungi, Ascomycota, Dothideomycetes, Dothideales, Saccotheciaceae. Bases 1 to 1209 code for a protein of 402 amino acids. The record is from RefSeq and is a predicted model, not a curated record.